CACAAUAAAAAAUGAGGAACUCAUUUCGGAGACAGAUAAAGACCCUUAAAAUGUACUUCAUGUCUAGGAGUAUAAAAAAACAGGGUCUUGCAAUUAACAAACUAAUGGAGAUUGUGAAGAGCUGCAAUGAUGAAGAUAUGAUUAAAUUUCUGAUUGGGGCUGAUAUACCAGGUUUGCUCUGCGACAUAAUGAACAACCACGAUCCUAAGCUUAUUGUAAAAGUAUUUUCCUGCCUUUUGGAGCUUUCAAAUCAUGAGGAAUUCUACCGACAAAAGAAUUCUACAAUAGUCGUAGAAACCACAUGCCGCACAAUCAUGAUAUUGACAAGUGAAGGAAAACAUUUAUCUUCUAUUGUCAAAGGGUUAGAGCUGUUGCGUAAAAUUUUAUCUGGCCGUGGCAACGACAUGACAGUGAACCUACACCACGUUAUAGAAGUACUGUCUGUCAUUUUGGGAUCUCAUAUCUUUCAUGCGAUGCACUUGAAUGCGAUGAGCGUCUUGAAGAUCAUUCUUCUCUUUAAGGACUUUGACCACCAAAACUUGCCUGAUUUAAUCUAUACUGCUUUGAUUCUAAUCCAUAAAUUGAGAAGAAAUAAUGCCCACCGAUUCAAUAAAUAUAUCAAUACUCCCCUAAGCAUCAUAACAUCCUCAUUGAGAUACUAUUCCUCCCAUGAAGAUUCACCAAAAGCCCAAAGGGCUUCCAAUGUUGUGUGGAGUCUAGUUGUAUCAUCAGUAAUACCAUUUCUCAAGGAGAUAUAUGCAAAGAAAUAUGAUGAACAUGUUGUAUUGAAUCAGUUAAACUGUCUCUUGGCUGCAUAUGAUUGUUUGGAUAAAUCCAAAAAGAUCACUCUAUCCAAUCUCCUGGCCACUAAUGGAUAUCUCAGCCUUUUGCCUGAAUUCAAUCUUUUGACUCAGAGGAAAUCUGUCCAUAAAAGUGUGAUAAAUCUUCUGUAUCAUAUCCUGGCAUGGCUUGCGCUGGUUGAAUUGCAACUGCCAAUGCGGAUUGGUGGUCUGAUCAGAAAGGCAUUGCAGAAGCUACCUGCAGACUCAACUAAAUGGCCUGAGUUGCUUGCUGAAACUAAUCACUCUCCCUACAUUCACUUGACCAUCAUCAUACAUCUCAACUUUGUCCUUCUACGCGACUGCGGGGACAGCAUGAUUAAAAGUUCACAUCUGCCUGCUCUUUGCAAGUACAUACUAUCCAAGAACUCUCUUCCUUCUCCCCCCGAACUUAAAGCAAUUGCUUUUGUUUUUGCAGUUUUACACCUAUCACAUGCACAGUCAGUGGGAAACUCACGCAGAGAGAUAGCUCAGGCUACCCAGAGGAUUAUUCAAUGGCUCAAAUGUACAGAGAUGAGUGAUGUUUUCACCCAUCACCCAGCUUUGCUGUACUGGAUCUUCAAUAUUAAUGACAAACCCCUACAAAUGUCUGUAAUUGCCCUUUGGAUGAGAGACAAGAGUCCAGCUUCACAAAAAGAACUGGAGGACUUGGUGUUAAAAGUUGAUGAAGCUGCUCUACUGUUGGUGGACAUUCUGAGCUGUUGUUCUAGGAAAAUGCUGAAUGAAGUGAUGUCUCCAAUCAAAACCAUUUUGGACAGGAACUCAGAUCAAAAAAUAAUUAUAAGCAAGCACAUUUGGAGCAAACUUCCUUCCAUUAUAUCCCGCUUGACAUCACCUGAGAUAACAUCCAAAAGAUUGAUGAACGUAAGUGUUGUCAUAUACAUCGCUUGCAGAACAGUUCCUCGCAUUCCUGACACCAGGCUGAUGUUGAGGUUGAGUCAGCAGUUGGUUCAAGCUUUCCAAAGAUUUUGUGGCAGCACAUGGGAACAUACUGAGAUCAACACUCAAAACCUAGACACACAGUUAUUGCUGGCUCAGAUGUUAAAACUAGCCCAUGUCAUUGCCUUCAAGAUGAUACACAUAAGUGAAUACCGAGAGUCAGGUUUGAAGAUAUUCCUGGAAGAAGACAGUGUCCUUAGAGCACUUUUAGCAUGCAUGAAAUCAGACUGCAAGAUUGUUACACACCCUGCUCUCAAACUACUAGCAUACCUGCUACAUUCUCAGAAUGUAUACAACAUUCAGAUCAGGAGUAAUGGAUAUGUGAUAGGCGCAGACUUUCUUCAAGUGCUGGUGGAAAAGUGUAAUAUCGAUACAACUUUCUAUGCUGCUGAUCUCUUCAACAGCUUGCAAGUAGAAAACACAAAAAUGCUCAUAAGUCUUUCAAGCAACAUGAGGAUAAGCGUGAUACACUCUUUGUAUCAUGCAUUUUUGAAGAUCUCAAGGAGGCCUGGUGAAGCCACUGGCCUCUGCUGGAGAUGUGGCAGCUUGUUGUUGAAGUAUUGUCGUCUCUACGACCAAGACGUUGUCAUAGGACUGCUUUAUCAUCCUGAGUACAAAAAAGGGCUUGAGUUGGCUUUCAAAAAAGGAGGUAUCAGAGACAACUAUUUUGCAGAGUAUGCAUUAGAGUAUUUCAAGGCAGGGAGGAAGUAUCUGAGUUACUACAAUGAUGAUUUGGCUUGCACUCAAAACCCUGUGUCAACCAAUCUCAUACGUGUAGCUCAACAGUUGCUGACUAGAGACUGGCCAUCAGGCUCUCAUCAGUCUAGCCUCUUACAAGAGAUCUGCUCUAUGGACCGAAAAAUCCCUUCAAAUGUCAUUAACGCUCUGAAACUAAAGAGGUCACGUCUGUACAGCAGAGUUCUUUCAGAAAAUUCAGACACUGAUUGAUCUGUUUGUAUAUGGUUGAGAAGAAGUAAUUUCAUUAUUGUAUAAUUUAUUAAUUAGUCAUACUUUAAGAGUAAUGUUCACAGAAAUUUGUAUAAUUCUGUAAUUUAAUUUUGUUUGAUAUGGUCAGCCUGAUAAGAGGUUGUGUCAUAGAGUAAGUUAAAUCAUUUGAUUAAUUUAAAAUUGUGAAUUUUAAUGUAUUACUAAUGAUAGUAUUUUUAUGAAUAUAUAAGUUGUAAUAAUCAACAUAUUAGGUACAGUACUGAUUAUCAUCAGAUUGGUAAUUGUAUCAAGUAACAUUAUAUUAUUUAUUUAAUUGUAUUAAUAUUGUUUCAUAUUGAAGAAACUAGUUUAAAGUAGAUCGCAGCUGUAAUUGACAGUAAAUCAACACUAUUUAUGAUCAAUUAAUAACCAGCAGUCCCUGGUAUAAGGAAACAAUUGGUUCAGUUAUCUAAUAGUCUGUAAUAUUGUGUUAUAUUAAGAGUAAAG
Messenger RNA from Macrosteles quadrilineatus (aster leafhopper), 3212 nucleotides. RefSeq lists its product as uncharacterized. Lineage: Eukaryota; Metazoa; Arthropoda; Insecta; Hemiptera; Cicadellidae. Gene Ontology annotation, biological process: meiosis I. The record is from RefSeq and is a predicted model, not a curated record. The coding region runs from base 12 to 2726 and encodes 904 amino acids. The transcript has 18 exons.